AGCGACAGCAGUCCCUGGGAACCAUGGCGCACUCCACGCUGUCCGUGACGGCGCUUCUUAUGCUGUUGCUGGUGCCCGCGGUGCUCUGCUCGAGCCUCCAGCGGCCGCCCACGGCCACCCAGAACAGGCGUAACGUGGCGGCAGAAGUGGACGCGCUGCUGGCCACGCCCGAGCGCGUCGACGCCGCACUGCGCUGCUUCCUCGCCGACGGCGACGCCCCUUGCUCGCGGAAGGGCUCAGUCGUCAAGAGACUGAUUUACAACAAAAUAAGGGACAACUGCGCUGACUGCCCAGAGGACUACAAUAAGGGUGUCUCCAGACUGCUGGCACACGUCUCCCUGCAUCGGCCGAGAGAGAUGUAUCAACUAAUUGCUAAGAACGAUCCAACUGGAUAUUUCCUCAACAAGUACAGUCAAAUAUGGAAAGCAGAAAGUAUUUUAAUGUGA
Molecule: messenger RNA, 446 nt
Organism: Schistocerca gregaria
Lineage: Eukaryota; Metazoa; Arthropoda; Insecta; Orthoptera; Acrididae
Exons: 2
Coding region: 24-446 (140 amino acids)
Source: RefSeq, a predicted model, not a curated record